AUGGAUAGAAAUUAUGCAGAAGGAAGCGGCAGUGCACACGCUGGAUACACUCCAGAAAGGAUUCCAGAUUUGGAUAAGAACUUAAGAAUAUAUUUAAAGAAAGAAAUAAGAAACUACACAGAUGUUAAUCCAGAGGAAAUAAUCUCUAAAAUAGAAGCUAUGGCACAUGAAAAUAUUCCAAAUGUAAAAGAGCAUUUAGCAAGCACAUUACAGCCAAUUCUUCAGGACAGAACGCAGAUGUUUGUGAACAGGCUGUUUGGGUAUCAGAAGAGAAUGUGUCGUGACAACGGCCACUGCCGAAGGCCUGGCUGCUACUUCAAGCACUCGCCUGUAGGCCUUCCCAUGAUGGAAAUUGAUGAACGGCCUGCUCUAUCUGCCAGAGAGGAAAGAUUUAUGGGAGCAAACAAGGGAGCCAUAGAAAAACAGAGAAGACUUAUUGAUAUACUCAGUAGGAGGACAGAUCUGCCAAGCGAUGUACACUCUGUUAUUGAGCAGCUAAGAAGGCUAAUAUACAGAGGCCGCCCAAUGCCUGCACAGCAGCAAGACACUUCUACCCGGUUUAUUAUUAACAACCGCCAGGACUGGAUGACCACUGAGCACUUGCACACAUAUCCUGGCGUAGUGAGUGUUACAGAAAAUGGAAUAAUUGAAUGUGCCACCAGACAAGAUGCCGAAAGAGUGUUUAAUAUGAUCUAUAAAAUAGAUAAAAACAGCCAUCCAACUUGGAUAGAAUAA
Molecule: messenger RNA, 735 nt
Organism: Nematocida parisii ERTm1
Lineage: Eukaryota; Fungi; Microsporidia
Exons: 1
Coding region: 1-735 (244 amino acids)
Source: RefSeq, a predicted model, not a curated record